Molecule: messenger RNA, 1834 nt
Organism: Oryza sativa Japonica Group (Japanese rice)
Lineage: Eukaryota; Viridiplantae; Streptophyta; Magnoliopsida; Poales; Poaceae
Product: GDP-L-galactose phosphorylase 2
Biological process (GO): glucose metabolic process
Cellular component (GO): cytoplasm
Molecular function (GO): GDP-D-glucose phosphorylase activity
Source: RefSeq, a predicted model, not a curated record
AUCGCCAAAAGCAUGAAUAUCUCUCUCAACUUCAAAAAAAAGUGCAAAUCUAGUCUUUAGUGUCCUCCAACUUCAAAACCGGCGUAAACAUGAUCCUUCGGUGAACACCGAUUUCUGAAUAUGGAAGAGGCGUUAUAGCCAGUUUUGUGAUUGAUGGACACGGUUCGAUAUAUGAUGGAGGCAAAAUAGACUUAUUCCUCGUAGCCUCAUGGGUGCUCAAGUUCAUGGCUGAUCUGAGAGAAAUGUUCGUGGACCUAAGAAGUAGCUCUAUGAUCCAGUGUUCAUCGAUCCUCCAUGUGAGAUUCGCGUGAGAGUUCAUCGUCUUUGCUUGCUCGGAUAAUCAAUCACCAAUCCAGCGGGCGGCCGGCCACUGGCUUGUGGUUUGGUUUUGGGGGAGAGAUUGAGAUUUUGCUUACUUUGAGUGAGAUCUAGUUCUUCUUGAGUUCUUCCUCAUCAAGAAGAGGAAGCAGCUCGCAUGCCCAUCUCCCCUCUCCUCGCCCACCUCGCUCCGUCCUCGGUUGCUCCGGCGGCAUUUGGUGCCCGUCCGGCGCGGCGGCGCUUCGUUGGAAAGUGUCUGAUGUUUUUAUAGUUUGAAACUGCUGCUAGCUGAAAGGAAAACAGGCAUGGGCAAUAGAAGUUUUGACUUGAGUUGUUCUUUGAGAAAAGAGGAGGAAAAUGGCACAAAUUUGUCGCCAUUUGUCCGCAAACUUUUUAAAGAGUGGGAUGACCGCAAGGCAAGGGGUUUGUUUCACCAUGACAUCAGUUCCUGCGAGACAAAGGUACUACCUGGUGAACACAAUUUUGUGGCGACAUUAAUAGAAGGACGUGACCAGAAGAAGCGGCCUACUCAAUUUGGAAUGAACCAAGUCCUGCAGCCUUUUGAUAGCGUGAAAUUCAAUUUCACUAAAGUUAGCCCAGAGGAAGUGAUCUUCACAUUCAAAGAAUCUCAGAAUGACUCUGUAAAGUACUUCGACAAUGUUCCUCAUGCUGUUGCAGCUUCUCCUACUGCCAUUUUGAUCAAUGUGAGUCCAAUUGGCUACUGCCAUGUGCUUCUGAUCCCUCGAAUCCAGGAUUGCUUACCGCAAAGGGUUGAUAAAGAGAGCUUCCUACUUGCCAUGUAUGUUGCAAGUGAAGCAAAGGAUCCAUUCUUCAGAGUUGGUUACAACAGUCUGGGUGGUUUCGCAACUAUCAAUCAUCUCCACUUCCAGGCGUACUAUCUGAAAGUGCAAUAUCCAGUCGAGAAGGCACUGACGGAGAAGCUUACGACUCUGGGGAAUGGUGUCAGCAUUAUUCAGCUGGUUCAGUAUCCAGUUAGUGGUUUUGUAUUUGAAGGAGGGGCAUGCCUGGAGGAUUUGUCCGAUGUUGUUUCAAAAGUCUGCAUCUUCUUGCAAGAGAAUAAUAAACCUUUCAAUGCCCUCAUCUCUGAAUCUGGCAAGAGAGUGUUCCUGCUACCACAGUGCUACGCCGAGAAGCAGGCCCUCGGGAGAGUGAGCCAAGAAUUCCUCGACAUGAGAAUAAACCCAGCAGUCUGGGAGCUCAGUGGCCAUUUGGUACUGAAGAGGAGGAAGGACUACGAUGAAGCAUCUGAAGCAACCAUAUGCAGGUUUUUGGUCGAAGCGUCUCUGUCUGAAUCAGAAUUCCAAGAACUGAAGAGCUGCAUCUUGGAGUUCCUGUCCAGUGCAGCUCCUGAAGAAUAAAGGAGGCCAAACAGUUAUUCAGAGAGAUACCGAUUUGUAACCGUAGGUGCAAUAAAAAGUUGGCCCGAGUCUGUUCUUCAGACUGAUGUACAAUUGAAACCUCUUUGAUAAAUUUUAUAUAACAGAUGUUGGUGUUA